This is a messenger RNA of Trichomycterus rosablanca, 537 nucleotides long. Its product is annotated as transmembrane protein 252-like. The transcript is spliced from 2 exons. The record is from RefSeq and is a predicted model, not a curated record. Bases 1 to 537 code for a protein of 178 amino acids. Lineage: Eukaryota; Metazoa; Chordata; Actinopteri; Siluriformes; Trichomycteridae.
AUGGCUAAAAGGAAGCACCUGCUGUCUGCAGCACGACUUCUGUUACCCACGGUUGGCCUGAUCCUUAUCUGUGUUGGUGCUUACAUUAAGUCCAUCCAAAAUGAAAAUCUGCUUGACCUUAUGGAUGUUUCCACUUAUCUUUUUAUCAUUCUGGGCUUCAUCCUUCUUGUCAUUGGAGUUUUAUGGUCUGUGGGUCAUGGAAUGAAAAAUGUGUGGCUCAAACGUAGAGAAUGGAGAAACCAAAAUGCUGAUAUACAGGUUUUUACUGUGGACAGGUGCUACAACUAUCCACCAUCAUAUGAGGAAUCUGAAGUCAGAAACAAUGUUGUCGACGGAAUCACUCCCAUCAUUCUCAUUCCCACUGGCAUACGAUGGCCUGGCUCUGCUCCUCCCGUGUAUACUGAGAGUUGCUAUGAAACAUUUAGCGAGGACUACAGUCAUGAGGAACCACCCAACUACCAGCAAGUUAUUCUGCAAUGUCAAAGUCUUCCAGAGGCUGCCUGUCCACCCAGAAAUAGUUUUUCAGAGCCAUUUUAA